This is a messenger RNA of Brassica napus (rape), 7541 nucleotides long. RefSeq lists its product as uncharacterized. The transcript has 3 exons. The record is from RefSeq and is a predicted model, not a curated record. NCBI's taxonomy places the organism in Eukaryota, Viridiplantae, Streptophyta, Magnoliopsida, Brassicales, Brassicaceae. The coding region runs from base 1260 to 2339 and encodes 359 amino acids.
UACAUCUUAGUACCAGGAACAACAAUGAAGAGAAGAUUUAUGGGUUCUUCAAAGAAGAAGCCUACUGAUUCACGCAUGAUCCGUAAAUCUACCAGGGAAGCAUCAAUCGACACCCUCCAAGCAGCAUCGAUCGGCAGCGUGAACCAAGCAUCGAACGACACUAUUCAUCCUGUGUCAGACAACACUGUUCAUCAUGGUACUGUUCACUUUAGCACUGUUCAUCGAGGUACUGUUCAUCCUGCGUCGAUCGACACUGUACAUCCCCCGUCGAUCGAUACUGUUCAUCCCCAGUUAAUCGACACUGUUCAUCCCCCGUCGAUCGAUUCGACAUUGUUUCUCCCCCGUCGAUCGACACUGUUCAUCGUGAUACUGUUCAUCACGACACUGUUCAUCCGGGUACUGUUUAUCCGAAUACUGUUCAUCCCGAUACUGUUCAUCCCGAUACUGUUCAUCUGGGGAAAAACGACACCACUUGCGGAGAUACAGUGAAGAUCAAAGUGCUCAUACUGAAGGUCGACGAGAAUGGGAUGUUAAGAGACGAAGAAGGUCGCACUCGCAAGAACGCAUGACAAUUGAUUAAUGCUCAGGGUGAUGUGAUCCUUGAUGUGAUUGAUGUUGCUGAGGUGAAUGACUUUGAUAUGAGCCGAGAGUGGUAUGACUGGGUAGGUCAAUACCCCUUCCAAGGUCUUCCUCACCAAGAUCCCAGAAACCAUAUCGAAGAGCUUGAGGAUCUAGUGUCAAUGAGUGAGCAGAAUAAAGUGUCGGGAUGCAUUUAGCUGGUUCAGUCAACUAUAGCCAGGAUCUCUAACCAGCUGGGAGGACAUUCAAAGAGCAUUCCUAUACAAAAUUUUUGAUGAUGCCGAAGCAACUCGAGAAAAUGAGAAGAAUGAUAAGUGGGACAAGCUCGUUGAAAGUUGGCAAAUAAAGAGGAAAGCUAAAAUUCCGAGAUAGUUGCUGGACAACAUUAUGGUAGAGGGUGAUAAACAACAUGGAUAUGAAGAGCUGAGCAGAGAAGAAGCUGAGACUAAUGAUCCGACGUCAGCAUCGAUCAACACCACUACCUCAACAUCGACACCAGCACCGCAAAAUCGAUCAACACCAGCACCUCAACAGCGAUCGACAUAAACUUUUGUCAUCGAUUGAUACCACUCGAAAUCCCUGAAAGAUCGAGUUGUCCUCAGGACAUCGCAGACUCUGCACAAAAGAGCACUGAUGUAUCAAGUUGUUAUCCUACCCCAGAUGUAGAAAAAGAGAUCACCAUGGAAGAUUUCUUGGAGCUAGAAGAAUUCUUGGAGUUAAAGGAUGGAGAACAGCUUGGAGAUUUGGAUUCUAGUAGAGAAGUUACUAUGAAAGACUUCUUGGAGUUGGAAGAAUGGCUUGAAGAUAUGGAUCAGAAUUUAAAGAAGAAGCUUGAUGACGAUCAGCAUACUACGAGAGGAGAUCUGGAAACUUCACCCAAUACUAGCAUCGAUCGACACCAACCUGAUGAAAUCGAUCAAAAACCACCCCACAUCAUCGAUCAAUGCCCACCCUAUAUCAUCGAUCGACACUCAGCAGAUAGCAUCUAUCUACACCCACCCGACAUCGAUCGACACCGCCAACCAGUUACCAAUCGACACCACCCCCUUGAUAUCGAUCGAUGCCCAUUGUUGGACGAACCGCCAGGUUGCAUAGUUGAGAUGGAAUCGAUCGAGGAGAAAAUGCACGAGUAUGAGGCCUCACACCUUGUUGUCCCUAAACACCAGAGACCACUUGUCUGGACAGGAGAAGCUGCUGGGUUUCACAAAAGAGUGAAGAUGAUUCGUGAUCCUUUGAAGAUUGUGGUUCCAUGCACUGUAUUUGAAGCUGAAUUUCCUAUCCCACCAGAUAGAAGUGUGCGUCUGGCUUCUUACAUUAACGUAUUUGAUGAUCCUCUACAUGCAGAAUCUUCUCAGAGAGGGUUGAGAUAUAGAGGCGACAUCGACCACUGCCCAUCAGUCGCAGUGUUAAAAAACACCAACCAGAUACCAUCUAUCGACACUACCACUUCUUCGUCGAUCGAUACUGGAUGCGUUUCAGAGCAGAAAGAAUUCGAUGUGUGUAGAAAUUGUUUUGAAGGAGACACCAACAGGAGAUCAGACAAGUCUGGAGGAAAGAAGAGGAUGAAUUGGAAGAAGAGAAAAAUGAUCAAGAGCGAUCCUCAGUUAUCAUUGAUUACUCACUUCUCAGAUGGUGUCAGGAAGUACAUAGUGCGCAACAGAUGCUUCUCACAGCCAUAUGCAAAGCUUCGAGCACUACUUAUUGCUGAGAUGAUAGACAAAGGAGAAGAGUAUAUGGAGGAGGCUUUCACAAAAGAAUGAUGAAGCUUCAGAGAGUAGACAUUGAGACUUGGUUUGGGGCAAGUUCUCAUUCUCAUAUGGGACAGAAUCAGAUCUCCAGAAGUCAAACUAAUGACUGAAAAUAAGCGCUGAGUGGGAGACAACCCACUAAUAGGUAAUUUCUUUUAAGCUUAGUUUAAAAUUUUACCGAUUUUCGUUUUUAAAUUUUAUGCAGGUCAAAUAAAAAAGAUGAACAGUGACGACGACACUGUAGCAUCAAUCGACACUGUAGUAAAAACGUCGAUCGACACUGUAGCAUAGGUACUGUUCAUUAGAAAAAAAAAAGAUCCAAGGUUCAUGAGUUCUGGAUCAGCAUCGACCGACAAAUGACCAAUAUCGAUCGACGGAGCAUCACAAGUAUCAAUCGCCACUUAACUGUGUUGAUUGAUACUCACAUCAAUGGCAUGUAUACUCGCGAAACCUUGUUAAAUUUAGUACUUAUGGUUUAUUUUCCCACCAAUCAUAGACUGUAUAACACUGGGGACAGUGUUGUCUAAGUCUGGGUGAGGUUCUACUAUAUUAUGUUUUCUUUUUGGACUGGUGGCGAAUGGCAACUGUGAAUUGUUGGAGAUAAGAAAUCCACAAAGCAUGCCGAGCUGAGACUUUGGUUUGGGUGUCUAAAUGCAGCAGAUCACCAUGAUCAGUGAACAAAACAAACUUCCGAUGAACUAAAUAAUGAUGCCAAUGUUUUAUAGCCUGGACAAUAACAGAAUUUGACGUCAUACAUACUCUAACGGCUUCUAUCUCCUGCAAGUUUCUAACUACAAAAAGCAAUUAACAGACUAUUUUGUCUUAACACAACACCAAUGCCGAGUUUGGAGGCAUCACAAUGUAGCUCAAACGUCGAUUAAAAAUCUGUAAGAACAAGGAUUAGUGCAAAAGUCAAUUUUUCUUUGAUUAAUGCAAAUGCUUAUGUUUCUACUUGUGCCCACGAAAAAUUCCAUCACGCAUACAAGUAGGGAUAGGUGACAUAAUGGUGCUAAAGUUAUUGACGACGUGGCGAUCAAAAUAUGCCAACACGUGAAAGCUUCUCACCUCGGAGACUGUCUUUGGAAUCGGCCAUGACCAUACCCGCUUCUAUUUUUGACAUGUUGACUGAGAGCUUCUUGUCGGAGACAACAUAGCCGAGGAAAAGAACUAGUGCAACUCCGAAUUCACACUUUUGUUUUACUGCAUAUAGCUUCUCCUUCUAUAACACAGUGAGGAAUUGUCGCAGAUGUUCCUCAUGCUCGACCAUAGACGUGCCAAGAGUUAGUAUGUCGUCAAAGUACAAGACAACAAAUCUUUCAAUAAAAAAUCGAAGCGCCUGAUUCAUAAUUAGUAUAAAGAAGCUAUGAGCAUUAGAUAACCCCAAUGGCAUUAUUAACCACUCGAAGAGACCUUCUCGCAUUUUAAAAUUUUUCUUCCAUUCAUCUCCUGGACGGAUUCGAAUUUGAUGAUAUCCGCUUUUAAGAUCGAUUUUGUAAAAUAUCCUUGCUGCUCCAAUUUAGUCCAAGAGAUCAUCCAGGCGAGGAAUAGAAAAUCUAUAGCAAAGUAUGAUUUUGUUAAUAGUGUGACUAUCCUUGCACAUACGCCAUGCUCCAUCAUUUUGGAAUAAAAAAAAUGGAACGACACAUGAGCUAAGACUUUCUUUAAUAUGUCCUUUUUGUAGUAGGUCCUCAACUUAGCGCCUUAAUUAUUUGUGUUCCCCAGGACUCAUGCGGCAGUGAGGUCGGUUAGGUAGAGUAGUGCAUGUACAAGAUUGAUAUGAAGUUGUAUGUUGCGGAGUGGCGGCAAUGCUUUCGGUAAGUUUGUUGGAAAGAUUUCUUCAAACUCACUAAAGACGGACGCUAAAACAGGAUCGGGAGGCGUGAUGAGAAUUUGGUGGAAGGUCGCUGGGAGGAAGGAAAAAUGUGUAACCUUCCUCUUGUAAUUCUGAGACGAAAGAUGAAUAUGAACAAAGCAUAGUAACAGGACAUUGUUUUGGUGGUGUGAUAGCAGGUUGAUGUAUUGCCGAUGAUUGCGGAGGAGAAGUGUUACUGCCCGAGAUGGCAGGAGUAUAAUUUGCUUUGUCUCCCAUGUGAAACUUUAAUUAUUUUAAUCUCCAUCAUAAGUUACUUUACGAUCAUUUUCCCAUGGUCGUCCUAACAGUAAGUGGAAAUAUCCAUCGGUGCAACAUCAGAGGACAAACGUCCUUGUAGUGCGAUCCUAUUGAGAACGACACUAGAUCUUGUUGAGUGAUGCGUAGAUUAACACCUUCAGUUAGCCAACCUAAUGAGUAUGGUGCAUGAUGAGGUUUUUGGAGAAAAUCAAUUUUGUUGGCGGCUUCUUCAGUCAUCAAGUUGCGCCAACUCCCUGAGUCAAUGAUAAAGCUGCAAACGCGACCAAGAAUUUCUGGACGAGUGAAAGAUACUGGUUCAUAACCAUUUUUUGUCUGGACGUCGUGGUAUGAGACACGAUCGGUGAGUGACGAGCAAAUGCCCGGUGUCCCAUGUAGUAAAUUGAAUCUUCUCUACCUGUUUGUCCUCCUCUCCGUAAGAGUCAUAAACCAGUGCCUUAUCAUCAUGGCUAUCGUCGAUAACUAAUCCUCGUCAUGUCUUUUGUGGACAGGCCAUUUAACGAUGUCCCAAUUCACCGCAUGAGUAGCAUUUUAAGGUUGGUAUACGAGUUGAGCAACAAAGAUUAUUAUCUGUAGGUGCUGACAUACGAGAAGCAGGAGCCGUUGCAUCUGGUUCCUUUGUUGUGGCCUGCAAAAUAGUCUGCUCCAAAAAUGAGAUCGAGAGGUUUGACUUCCCCAUGUUUUCGAUCAUUUCUGUUGUUCGAAGGUAUAUGUGCGCCUAUGUGAUUUUGCAAGUGUAGUGGGAUCAAAUUGGGAUAAUGCAUUUUGGAGUUGGGGAAGAAUGCCUCAUAUGAAUUGUAAGACAAGUUGUUAUGCGCUGUUGUAUAUGUCGGUCCGCGUGAGGAGAAGGGAGAACUCCUCUAGGUAGUCGUCUACGGUACGUGACCUUUGAAGGAGAUUCUGAAGUUUAGUAUAUACCAUCUUCUUAUAGUUAUAGGGUAAGAAGGUGGCUUUAAGAUGUUGUUUUAGUUUCUCCCAAGCCAUGAUUUGGAGGUUUACUCUUAUGAUGCCUAGUUGUCUUAACUUGUUUCCACUAAAUGGCUACAUGACCUCGGAAUUUCAUCACAAUGAGACACUCGUUUUUAUUUGGAUACCUGUUUGAAUUCCAACAAUUAAUCAACUGUUGCAAUCCAGUCAAGGAAGGCUUCACCACGAGCUCCCCCUUGGAACUCUGGUAUUUACAACUUUGAAAGAGGACUCCCACUGCUGAUCGGGUGGCUGUACCCGUUCAACAUCCUCUGGUUGGCUAAAAUUGUGACGGCGUUGAGCACUAUGACGACCACGUCAUUCUCUGAUUCACCAUUAUUGAAUAUUGGAUUUUGGACCGUGAGCUGCUGUCCUAACAUAUCUCCCAUCUCCAAUUGAAGUAUGGAUUGUACUUCGGAUAUUUUCCUGCAUAGCCAAUGAUGCUUUCGGAAACUCUGUCAUAUCCGCAACAUGUUGUUUCGGAGGCAUGGUUGAAACUCCAAGAACGUUUUGUGUAGGAUACCAACUAAUUGAUAGCAGAAGCUUAGUUGCAAGAAAAUGUAACGAAAAUGAUAGAUUCUUAAGCUGCCAAUACUCUCGACCGAACAAGAAGGUCCUUUGAUCUUGGUGAUACUCUCAAAAUCAAAAUAUGGUUUAUACUAUUCAUCUAAGUGUUAUAGAUCUCUUGAUUGUUGUUGUAAGUUUAUAAAAUCUAUUAAUAUAAAGAAGACAAUGAUUCUCUUCUGGUGCUGCCACCUAAGAAAAUAGGGCAAGGACAAACUGCCGCGUGUCCCAUUAUUUUUAGAGUUUGCAGGCUUGGUUUUACGGAGGGCUUCUAAGUGGACCAGUAAUUUGUUUUGUUACUGUUAGAUUUGUUAAUGGGCUCGGUUAUUUGAAAUUGGUGGCCCACACUCUCGAUCACUAUGCUUCUAUUAAUCUUCUCGAUUGGAAAAUUUGGAAACUACGAGGGUUACGCUGAAGCGAAGCGUCAUCUUCGAAGGACUCAUUAACCAUUUUUCUCCACUCACACGAUCUAUCCUUUGAAUACAUUCCCCUUUACUUCCUAUCUCAGAAUCUUCGACUGUAAAAAGGCGAUUCUUUUUGAUUGUUCAUCUUAAACUAUUGCUCGGUUGAUUCGUUUUUAGAUUGUAUCUGAGGGGAAAAGGAGUGUCUGAGAGCGCUAGAUAGUGAGAGAGGCGACAAAGAACGGUGGUGGCGAUGUCGGAGCUUCGUCUCCUUUGGAUUGGAGACUCUCAGGUAUUUGGUGAUGCCGAAGUAGAUUCUGCAAGGACUGCGGCUGAGAAUGAUGCAAGCAAGAACAACGAUUAAUUGAUCCUACAUAUUGGUCGUGAGUGCUCUCUUUCUUACCCAUUACUGUUCCUCUGGUUAAUGGACGUGUCUUAGGUCUAAAAUUUUUUUUUUCUUUUGUUUGGGAUGAUCAUUGUCAUGACGGUCCUAAAUUGAUAUUCUUUUUAAAUUUUCAAGCAUGUCAUAUGCCGUGAAGGCAUAUGUAUCAACAAUUUUGGAAAAUGGCAGGACACCUGAAAAAUCUUUGAAAGUUUCCAACAUGAUCAUUGUUGCCAAGCCAGAUGCAUUAUAAAGCUCUUGAACUUUUCAACGAAGAUAGAUGGUAAGGUGUUCCACACAACAUAAAAAGUUGCAUGACUCUCCUCACUCUCAAAGAACCUUAUCGCUCUCGAUUUGGUGAACCGCAGAAGUAUGAGCCCACAGGGACAACUCUGUCUAGGAGUGAACCGGAGGUUCCAUUUCAUUCAAGGAGCCUAGGUUCGUACGCGACAUCGGACAUUAAACGCGUCUUAUUCGUUUCUGAUGCAGCAGGUGCCUUCAAUGGUGAUGAAGCAGAGGAUGUAGAGCAUAGAAUGAUGAUUUCUUCUAUGAUUCCAAAAGUGACCACGUCCAUUCUGUAAUAAUGAUUUUUUUUUCUUUUGUAAUUUUGAUCCUGUGUUUCCAUAUCGAAUAUGAAGUUCUUCUACGAGUUUUAGUGAUUUGAGGAUAUAUGACUCUGAGAAAAACCUUCCAGAUUGUUUGGAAGGCCUCAACUUCUGGAAACUCAUCUUUAUCUCUCAAAAUCAUUAAUUAUGAACGGCCUUAACGUGUAA